Molecule: messenger RNA, 168 nt
Organism: Dictyostelium discoideum AX4
Lineage: Eukaryota; Evosea; Eumycetozoa; Dictyosteliales; Dictyosteliaceae
Exons: 1
Coding region: 1-168 (55 amino acids)
Source: RefSeq, a predicted model, not a curated record
AUGGUUACUCGUUUGACAUUUCAUCAAAAUAGAACUUAUCAAUGGUAUGAUAGAUUUGUAAUUGAAACUGAAAAAUUUGAUGCAGGAAAGGAAUUCACAGUAAUUCUAUUACCAAUCCCAAGAUUUUCAAUCCAUUUAUUUUCUUUAGAAGCUAUAUCUGAUAAAUAA